Messenger RNA from Macroventuria anomochaeta, 1729 nucleotides. Its product is annotated as carbohydrate esterase family 4 protein. Gene Ontology annotation, biological process: carbohydrate metabolic process. The transcript is spliced from 2 exons. The coding region runs from base 326 to 1447 and encodes 373 amino acids. Gene Ontology annotation, molecular function: chitin binding; hydrolase activity, acting on carbon-nitrogen (but not peptide) bonds. The record is from RefSeq and is a predicted model, not a curated record. NCBI's taxonomy places the organism in Eukaryota, Fungi, Ascomycota, Dothideomycetes, Pleosporales, Didymellaceae.
CUUAGGUUGAACCGGCACUUGGCGAGACAGGCUUCGAUGCGCCAUCGUCAAGUUUAGCAACUUUCGUGCAGGGGUAUCUCGCUGGCGGUCGAUCUUACGUCCCUUCAUAAACAGAGAGUCCCUUUCGUCUUGUGUGCCUCUAUUCUUCACCUCUUUCGAAGCCUUAAUUCCGUCCGCUGUAUUCGCGGUUCGCCUCUCGUUACCCCUCUCAAGACCAUUCAGUCGUGAAGUCUUCAUUGGCUCACACUUGUCAUUCGCUUCCUUGAACCCUCCACACAAACUACCUCUAGUAAUCCCGUAAUACGAACACGAACCUUUUAACAACAUGCACUUCUCCACACUCGCCGCUGUUGCGGCUGUCGCCCCAUUCGUCAGCGCCCAUGGCGGUAUGGGACUGCCCAAGAUCGCUGGUAUCAACAUGCGCGACCUGAAGUCCCGUGACCUGCUUGCCAACCUCGAGGCUCGCAUCGCUGAGGUUCAGACCGUUCAUGCCCAUGAGAACCGCCUGAACGCCCGCCAGGACGACCGCCAGUGCGGUGCUGGUAUUGGCUCUUGUGCCGCGGGACAGUGCUGCUCUGGCGCUGGAUACUGCGGUACCGAAGACGACUACUGCUACUCUCCUGGUUGCGACUACAAAUACGGUCCUGGUUGCCCUGAGAACAUCACCCCCUCUGGCACCAACACCUCGACUAUUGCCCGUACCAAGGUUGGCUCCGUUGCCUAUGGUGGCGCUGGUAUCUACAACUGCGUUACCCCCGGCACAGUUGCUCUGACCUACGACGAUGGUCCACAGAAGGAUUACACUACUCACGUUCUCGAUGUCUUCAAGACAUACAACGCCAAGGCCACUUUCUUCAUCAGUGGCAACAACAUCAACAAGGGCGAAAUCGAUACUACUGCUGAGUUUGUCAGUGUCAUUAAGCGCAUGGACACCGAGGGCCACCAGAUCGCAUCCCACACCUGGACCCACUUGGACCUGAGCGCUGUCUCUUCCAUCGACCGCAAGCAGCAGAUGUGGAAGAAUGAGAUGGCUCUUCGCAACAUCGUUGGCAAAAUCCCCACCUACAUGCGCCCUCCUUACUCCAGCUGCACGGCUGAGUCUGGUUGCGAGCAGGACAUGGCCGAUCUUGGUUACCACGUCACCUACUUCGACGUUGACACCGAUGACUACAACCAGGACGACGUCAACAAGAUCCAGAACUCCAAGAACUACUUCAAGGGCAAUAUUACCCAGAAUGGCGCCUCUGCCGCCAGCUCUGAGUGGUUGAGCAUCGGCCACGAUAUCCACUACCAGACCGUCUACAACCUCACUGACUACAUGCUGUCUACCCUCACUGGUCUUGGAUACAAGGCAGUCACCGUUGGCGAGUGCCUUGGUGACCCUGUCGCUAACUGGUACCGCACUGCUGACGGCGCUGGAUCCACCACCACCCAGGUAAGCUUAUGAUUUUGCGAUGCAUAGCCUUCUCGAGAGCUGUCCUCGAGUUUCAUUCAAGCCUUCUUGAGAGUCGUCCUCAAGGUCUCCUUUGUGUCAUUACGUUCAGUAUUGUCAUUAAGCGCAACCUUGAAGGAAACUGAUGAUUUGAAAAAGUGAUCCCACUGAGACCGAUGGCCUGGGCUUGACACGAUCGAACGUCAAGCUCAAGAGCCCCGUCCAUCAGGCGCGGCAUCGUCUGAACCCGAAAAGUCGACAAAACGACAAGACCAUUUCUACCAAGAUAUGGUUUCC